This is a messenger RNA of Mobula hypostoma (lesser devil ray), 7299 nucleotides long. It is a transcript of the gene edem3, whose product is annotated as ER degradation enhancer, mannosidase alpha-like 3. The transcript has 21 exons. Gene Ontology annotation, molecular function: calcium ion binding; mannosyl-oligosaccharide 1,2-alpha-mannosidase activity. The record is from RefSeq and is a predicted model, not a curated record. Bases 152 to 3052 code for a protein of 966 amino acids. NCBI's taxonomy places the organism in Eukaryota, Metazoa, Chordata, Chondrichthyes, Myliobatiformes, Myliobatidae. Gene Ontology annotation, cellular component: membrane; endoplasmic reticulum. Gene Ontology annotation, biological process: endoplasmic reticulum mannose trimming; mannose trimming involved in glycoprotein ERAD pathway; carbohydrate metabolic process.
AAAAGAUGGCGGCUACCAGGAAGAGGUGGGAUCGGGAGCUGGUGACAUUACAUUAAUGAUUGUUGUGUGAGUGAGGAGUGAGUGAGUGAGUGAAUGGGAGACUGCUGCAGUAUUUCUGCUCUCAGUGUGCAAGUGGGUGAGAGCCGGCCCGAUGAGUGGUGUUGAAAGUGGUAGCGAGAGGUGCUUAUCCUCAGCCCCGGCCAGGAGGCUGCUGCUAUUGCUGCUGACUGUGUCCAGCCUGGGGCUGCGGAUGGUGGCGGCGAUGGAGAAGGAAGAGAAACGCCAACUCAGGGAUCAAGUAUUGGAGAUGUUUGAUCAUGCAUAUCAAAAUUACAUGGAACAUGCAUACCCAGCUGAUGAGCUAAUGCCUCUGACAUGCCGCGGCCGUGUUCGUGGCUUGGAACCCAGUCGUGGUGAUGUGGAUGAUGCCCUCGGCAAAUUUUCUUUGACUUUGGUUGACACUUUGGAUACACUUGCACUGCUGAACCAAGUGGAAGAAUUUGAAGCCGCUGUGAAAAGGGUUAUAAAUGAUGUUCACUUGGAUAAUGAUAUUGUUGUCUCGGUCUUUGAGACUAAUAUAAGAGUGCUAGGAGGUUUGCUGGGAGGUCAUGCGAUGGCUACAAUACUGAAAGAGCAAAGUGAGCAGAUGCAGUGGUAUAAUGAUGAGCUUCUAUACAUGGCAAAGGAACUUGGGUACAGGUUGCUACCAGCAUUCAACACCACCAGUGGACUUCCAUACCCCAGGGUCAAUCUGAAGUAUGGAGUGAGACAACCGCAAGCCAGAACGGGUACAGAAACAGACACCUGUACAGCCUGCGCAGGGACUCUUAUUCUGGAGUUUGCAGCUCUGAGCAGACUUUCUGGAGACCCAAUUUUUGAGCAACAUGCUCGGAAGGCCUUAGACUUCUUGUGGGAAAGGCGGCAGCGCAACAGCAACCUAGUGGGAACAACCAUCAACAUCCACACUGGAGACUGGGUCCGCAGAGAUAGUGGAGUUGGAGCUGGAAUUGAUUCUUAUUAUGAAUAUCUCUUCAAAGCAUACAUUCUGCUUGGUGAUGAUGGCUAUCUGCAGAGAUUCAACACUCACUAUGCAGCCAUCAUGAAGUAUAUAAGCCAACCUCCUCUCCUUCUCGAUGUCCACAUACAUAAGCCACUGCUAAAUGCACGGACAUGGAUGGAUGCUUUGUUAGCUUUCUUCCCAGGCCUGCAGGUUUUAAAAGGAGAUAUACGUCCAGCUAUAGAAACUCAUGAGAUGUUAUAUCAAGUGACAAAAAAGCACAACUUCCUUCCAGAGGCUUUUACCACUGAUUUUAGAGUUCACUGGGCCCAACACCCUCUCCGACCUGAAUUUGCUGAGAGUACCUAUUUCCUAUAUAAGGCGACAGGGGAUAAAUAUUACCUGGAGGUGGGAAAGAGUAUCAUUGAGAACCUGAAUAAGUAUGCCCGUGUACCAUGUGGCUUUGCAGCAAUGAAAGAUGUUCGUACAGGAAGCCAUGAAGACAGAAUGGAUUCCUUUUUCUUGGCUGAAAUGUUCAAAUACCUGUUCCUUCUUUUUGCUGAGAAAGAGGAUGUUCUGUUCGAUGUUGAGGAUUAUAUCUUUACCACUGAGGCCCACCUGUUGCCACUUUGGCUUUCUACCAACUUCACCAAGGAUAAGAAAAAUGAGACAACAAACUAUGUAGUUUUGGAUGACAGCAACUUUGAUUGGUCAUGCCCUAAUACACAAGUUCUGUUCCCAAAUGAUCCUUCUUACGCCGACAGCAUUCGUGAGCCCUUUAAAAAUGUGGUGGACAAAACUUGCCCAAAGACCAGCACUCGACAGGAGGUAGGUGGCGAUGGUCCUGGGGUCAGGUCACAUCUGAGGGCCAGAGAUUUUAUGGCGAACAAUCCUGAACACCUUGAGUUACUGAAGAAAAUGGGAGUCAGCCUAAUUCACCUCAAAGAUGGCAGAGUCCAGUUGGUUCAGCAUGCAAACCAGGCAGCAAGUGCACACGAUGCAGAGGAUGGUCUGCGUUUCAUGCAGGAGAUGAUUGAAUUAUCUAGUCAGCAGCAGAAGGAGCAGCUGCCACCUCGGGCUGUCCAAAUUGUCUCCCCUCCAUUCCUCGGCCGAGUGGUACUCACAGCUGGACCAGCACAGUUUGGGACAGAGCUUUCCAAAAUUACUAGUGGGGUACGAGGUUAUGUUGCAAAGAGUGAGCCCUACAAUGGUUGUUCAGAAGUAACAAAUCCCGAAGCAAUAAAGGGAAAAAUUGCCCUGAUGCAACGAGGUCACUGCAUGUUUGCUGAGAAAGCACGGAAUGCACAGAAAGCUGGGGCGAUAGGGGGCAUUGUUAUUGAUGACAAUGAAGGAAGUAGCAGUGACACGGCCCCCCUCUUCCAGAUGGCUGGCGAUGGAAAGAACACUGACGACGUUACAAUCCCAAUGCUUUUCCUCUUCAAUAAGGAAGGAAAUAUCAUCAUUGAUGCUAUGCGGGAAUAUCAGGAAGUAGAAGUGCUGCUCUCAGAUAAAGCAAAAGAUAGAGCCACAAUUAUUAAAGAUCCGGAUAUGGAAGAAUUGGAACAAAAUUCUGAAGAUGAUUUGCAGUCCAGAGAGCCGAGUUCAACUACUUUUGAAUGUCAGAGUGAAGCAGUAUCUUACAUUAAAAUCCCAAGCGAUGAGAAAGCUGAUGAAUCAGUGAGCGAGGAUGAUGCCAGUGAUCAGUUAAUCAUGCCUGGUGCAAAGAUACAACUAAGUAAUGAAAUUCUGGAUAUGUUGAGUGGUUCUGAUCAGAAUCCAGGUAACACACCUACAGAUGCAUCCUCAGAUACUGCUGAUGUCAAAGAUCAGGACAUGCAAAGGACAGAUUGUCAAGAGAGCUCUGAAGAUGGACGGGAACCAUGUGCUCAGUUAUCAGAUCAGGUAAAGGAAGGGGCUGAUAAUGAGGUGGAGACAGAGCAGGAAUCCAAUCCAAAUAUUAGUCAAGAGACAGAGGCUCGAACAAUAGACUCCUUGUUAUCAGACUGGAAGGAAGAGAUAGACGCCUUUGAAAUGAUGGAUAAAGAUGAGCUAUGACGAUGAUUAUACAUUUGUACAAUGGGAUUUUGCUCCAUUUCCCUCCAAUGAACUGGUGAAAUUGUGCACUGUGGCAUUCCCUGAUCAAUUGGAAGAAUAUGCCGAUCUGUCUUUUUGAUUUGUUGCAAAUUUUAGAAGUGGAGAGAAUAUCCUCAACAUACUGAUCAUCUUUUCUAACUGUUUAAUCUGAAGAUACCUGUCAGAUAAAUGGUUUUCCUGAAUCAGCAUGCCUCAGACUGUGAGAAAUGUGCCAGGGUUGAGAGAACUUGUGUUGCAUUAUUUUCUACCUUCCCUACUUUUCCCAUUCAUUUGCACACUCCUUCACUCUAAUCUUAUUGUGUUACUGCAGGUUUUAAAACACCACAAUUCUGUUGCAUUUAUCCAUUGUAUGGGUACAACCAGAUUAAAGCACCAGAUUGUUUUUUUUUUUGGUAAUUACUGAAAUAUGAUUUUAGCUUCUAUUUUGUUUUUCUAACAGAUUGAAAGUAUUUCUUUACAGGACUGCCUCCAGCAGUGAAACUUAUUAUCAAGUGUUUUCAGUACUAUCCCAACUAAAUGAGGGAAAAAAUGAAGGAUUUGGUGUUGUCAGAAACUGAAAAAAAAUGAACAAACUUGAUUUUUACUUUGCUCUGUCUUGAUUGUCCAUGUUCCUCCAUCACACUUCUUAACCUUUUUAAUAUGGGGCAGUGAUAACACCCAGUCAGUGCAGGCGUUCAAACCAAUGACUACCACAGUGGCAUUGAUCUUACGCAUUCUCAAGUGGACAGAAAUCUGGUCAAUUUGCUAGAACCAUCAGCCCAAUAACUGUUGACUGAAUAAUUCUCCUGUUGAAUCCACAUCUAGUUACAGCUUUGAUAUCAGAUGAUAGGUUGGUUAAUCUCAUAAAAGCUUCUGGGUAACAGGUGGCAGCUCUUCUAUAUUGGUUAAUACUACAAACAAAACUAGUUUGUAAGACCAUUUUAGUUUAAAUUUAUAAGAAAACAUAGUGUUUUUUAUGUUUUAUAAAAAAUAGUUGAAUUGUGUAAGGCUAGGAGUUAGCAAUGGAAUAUUAUCUUAGACCAGUAGUUUGGGGAAGCCAACACUGUCACGUACAAACAGCAGCAAACCUAAUGUUUGUGAACUUCUUAAUAGAUCACAACAUUAUAGAUAGUGUGCAGUUUGCAAGAAUAUUUACCUUCCAGAGACUUCCUCUGCAAUUUGAGCUGAGCUUAAAUGUUCAAGAUAUUUUACCUGUUGAAUAUUUUCUCCAAAACGCAUUAAUUGCAGAUUGAUAGAACUUUAAAUGCUUCUUUUUUCUGUCUGAUUCAAUGGAAUUCCAUGAGUAACAGUUGUCAUUAGCCCUAUUAUUCUAAUAGAUGAGGGAUGUUGAGCCAUGAAGUAAAUGGUUCAUUGGCACCACUUUUGAUUCCCUUUAAAGUGAUGCAACCCUCUCCCAAAUCUAGAAAUAAUUAGUUGAUGAACAUGUGGAAUUGUUCAAUUUAUGCUCCCAUUAAGUGCCUUGCAAUAUUUUACUAAGUUAAAAUUCACUCUAUAAAUAGAAGUUGGUGUUAAACUCGCAAAAUAAGUGGAAGUUGGUGUUAAUUGUUCUUUUACUAUGUUUUUGGAUAACAUAGUUUGGUUGAUGAGCGUGCAGCCUAGCAUGCUAUUGUGUAAUGUAGGCUAGAUUCUGUUUGUGUUGCUGAACCAGUGACGUUCAGUUGCAAUAUUACAAUUGAUCUCAUUGUCACUAGAUUAGCAAAAGGAAAUGUAAGUCAGUGUGCCCUUCUAUUACAUAAGCAGAAGUUUUGUGCCUUGAUCUAUUAGGUUUCUCAAUUGAUUGCUUGACCAAGGCAACUUAGAGAUUCAAUGGCCGCAAUACUUCUUGGCUGUGACUGGGUGCGUGUAAGAAUUAGUAAUUUGCUAAGAUGUUAGAAACUAGACAACGGUUGCCAGAUUGUAUCCCCAACAAUGUGUGAAGCAAGACAGAUUCUUUUGAAAAGGCACAGUUGUUUCAUGGAUCUAAUUUUCUUCUCUAACAAAUUAGUUUACUGAUAUGCUGUGUUCUUGUAUGUUAGUGUACUCUGUAACCUCUGUUACCCUGUGCAAAUAGUUCAACUGUGGGGCAAAAUAAACCCUUUGGUAGAAAAUCCCUGCAAGUUAAAUUUCAUUUUGAGCAGUUGCUCGUUGUAGGAGAAUGUUGGACAUUUUCAAGAGUGGUGAAUAUUUGGAAUUCAGUUUUAAAUAUUGAAUGUGAUUGAUAUGGAAAAUAUUGUUUCCUGAUGUUUCAUUUGUAAUGUUGUGUCUUUAAGUCAUGUAGUGUACAUUAAGAUCUUUUGGGAUAGGCAGUGUAAAUCACUUAUGGACUGAACCCUCUUUGCACAUGGCAAAAAAUGCACAUUCUUAUAAAUAAGUGUAAAUCGCACACUAUCAAAUGGAGAUAUUUUCUUUACUUUUUGUGUAUUCAAAACCUGUACUUGUGUCAGGUUGAAGAAAUGCUCCCAGUUCUCAAAGGGUAAAACUGCCAAGGAUCUUUAGGUUCUUUUGUCACAAUGGAUUUGAUAGUCUGUAUGGCAUUAUUUUUCAAUAUUAAUGAUUAUUUCCAUAAAACAUAAUUUGUAAGCCUUCUCAGUGUCCAACUAUGGUGUAUAUUACUGGUCAUUAUUAUAUAACAUAAUAAUUGAUGUUGACAAAUUUUGAAAACUGUUUAAUUCCAUAGUUAUGUUAUAAUUUGAGCAGGUAUCCUGCAGAUAUAGAGAGCUUUUGCCUAGAUGCUGCUGAAUGUAGGAGGUAUACAGAUAGUUGUUACUUUGCUGACCCAAAUAUUACAAUUAUUAGAAAAUUAUUAGGAAGUGUUUUUUUUAAUUAUUGUUAAAGUUACCUAUAUCACUAUGGUCCAGAUUGACGGAACCGGCUGGUGGCCUAGUGGCAUCAGUGCCGGAUUUUGGGACGAAAGGUCCUGAGUUCAAAUCCAGCCAGCUCCCCUGCACGCUUUCCAUCUAUGCUGGGUUACGAGCUGGUGAUCUCUUUGGAAACUCACCCAGCAGAAGGCAAUGGCAAACCACUGCUGUAACUUGCCUUGUAUGCGGUUCCCCACUACGUCAAAGAGGCGUGGAGGGAAAUAUCGUCCGCUAACCGGAGAAACUCCGGAUGCGACAUACUUUUCCUUUUUCCAGAUUGAUGAACUCUUAAGUGCAUCUGCAAUAUUAAAUUGCUUAACCAUUUACUAUGGCAAAAGUAGGCACUAAAAACCCUUUUUAUUUUAAUUGGAAGGGAAGGAUCAGUAAACAAUUUUACUCUUUCUGUAUGACUUUAUGGUGAAGUAGUAUGAAGAUGUGUUCCUGUAUUUUGAGCAGGAUACAGAGCACACAACAGCUAUGUUUAUUCUUUUCAUGAUCUGUCAUAUUGACUGAGUGAUUACAAAACAGCUAAGUGUUAUCUGUUAUCAUGUCCAUUCUCAACUACAAGCGUUUCAAAGGAUAUAGGAUUAUUUUCUAGGUCUAAAUGUAACAGAGGAUCUCUAUUGAACUUUCAAACCAAGAAACCCAAAUAAAUGAAGGGAAUUUACCAGCCCUGUAUGAAACAAAAAAUGCUGAAAAACAUUUUGCAGAUCAGCCAAUAAAUAUGGGGUUGGAAGAGAAGCCACUGACAUUUUAAAGCUGGCAUUGCUUUGUGCAGCAUCAGCUAUUACAACCUCCCACCAACACUGUCCAACCUGCUGAGUAUUUCCAAUAUUUUUUAGAUGUCCAACAACGAGGAUUUUACUCAUUUGUAGGUUGCAAUUGGUGAUAACACUGUAGCCCGCCAAAGUAGAGAAGACUGGACAAUUCCCCUGUCAAAUAGGCAUGGGGACAACACUGUUUUAAGUGACGAGUGUAAUGCAUGUAACUUAUGUCCAAAAAAUCUUUCACUCAGUGCAUUUUUCUAGGGGAAAUUAUCUUUGUUUUACUGGGAGACAUUUCUGUAGUAUUUGUUCCUUGUUCUCAUUUAGUGAGAACAUUGAUCUUUCUUGGUUUUCAAUGGACACUUUGAUUUGUGUCAUAUGGUCUAUCCACCUCCAACGCAUUGGCUGAUGCACUGUUGCCAAGACUCAUUAGAUUAUUGAUUUUGACGUCCUGUGGGUGGUGCGGCACUGAGCUGCAUCAUGUCACAAAGGUUUAAGAUCAGAUGGGAAAUGUCAGUUUCAUGUUAAAAUAAAAACAUGCAAAAAAUAAGGUAUCCAAAAUAUACAAUUUAUUUUUUAAGGGAAAGAAACUUUAGCAUAGUACUGA